This is a messenger RNA of Phragmites australis (common reed), 1550 nucleotides long. RefSeq lists its product as uncharacterized. The transcript has a single exon. The record is from RefSeq and is a predicted model, not a curated record. NCBI's taxonomy places the organism in Eukaryota, Viridiplantae, Streptophyta, Magnoliopsida, Poales, Poaceae.
CAAAAGCGAUCACAGUUUGACACACCAAGCAAGCGGCACAACCAUUAGCAAGUGAGGCGCGCGCGCUACUCAAACACAAACGUCGUCAUGGCAGCUGCGGCCAAUGGCGCGGACGAGCAGGAGCUGCCACUCUUCCACCCGUCCCCGUGCGCGCACUACUACGUGCAGAGCCCCUCCGCGGCGUCGCACACGCUCAGCCACCCGGCGUCCGAGUCCAUGGCGCUCAUCCUCUCCCCCUUCCCCAACCUCCACCACGACGCCGACGCCCGGCGCCACUCCCGAGAUGACCGCGACCACGACCACGAGGAGGCCUCCCGCCUCACCCUGUCCCGCUACUCUUCCUCCCGCGGCUCCAACAACUCCUUCCCGGUCGGCGACAAGAAGCCCGACCGGCGGCGGCAGGUGCUGAGGGUUAUGCCGGGGCGGUUAUCAGGAGACGACGAUGACGAGGACGCGGACGGCGACGGCGACGGCGCGGCCCGGAGGAGCGGGGCGUGGAGGUACGUGAAGCUGGACCCGGAGGCCCCCUGCUGCUGCAUCGCGUUCCAGGUGGCGUGGAGAGUGGCAGCCAGCGCGGCUUUCGCCCUGCUCUUGUUCGUCCUCGCCACCAGGCCCCGGCACCCUGGGGUCUCCUUCAAGGUCGGCAAGGUCCGGCGGUUCGCUCUCGGCGAAGGGCUGGACGGCUCGGGCGUGGAGACCAGCUUCCUCAACUGCAACUUCUCCGUCGACAUGGUGGUCGACAACCACUCCAAGGUCUUCAGCCUGCGCGUCCGCCCGCCGCUGCUCGAGAUGUCCUUCGGCCGCUUCGUCUUCGCGACAUCACAGGCACGUCGCCUCCCGAUCAACUGAUCACCAACUAAGCACGGUCGUGCAGUGACACGGCUUCCUUUUCUGCUGCAGGGAGAGGGGGUGUCGCACGACGUUGCGCCACGGGCCACCUCGACGCUGUGGCUCUUCGUGGCGGCGCAGGAGAAGCCCAUGUACGCGGCGGGGCGCGGCAUGCAGGACCUGCUCGCGUCCAGCCAGGGCCUGCCUCUCACCAUCACGGUCAGGUCACGGUCCCGGUACCGCGUGGUGGGGAGCCUGGUCAGGCUCACGUACCGUCACGACUCCGAGUGCGUCGUGCACCUCAGAAGAACGCCGAAUCGGAGCAAUACGAUCGCCGCCGCUGGCAGCGCCACCUGCUUUGCCACGAGUUAGCGUGCCUAAUAGUUGCACUAUGGAUUGUCUGGUUUGCCGCUUGUGAUUUCUCGAUCCCAAAGUCAAGAUCAAUUUCGUUGCACACCAAAUGGUGCAUUGGUGCAUGCUCUUAACGGCACAGAAGAGUGUGGCCUGUCUAUAAUACUCGGUUAUGGUGUGCGGUGUUCCAGGCCCAGUACAUGUGGUUGUGCUCUUGCCAGUUCAAGGGGACGAAGCGUGGAUUGUGCGGAAAAUAAUGAUAUAAGAUUUGAUCUCAUGUAUUUAGGGUUUAUAUCUAAUUUAUAGUAUGAUAUGUGAUAAAAUAUAUCAUAAAAUUUAUGUUAGAGCUAAAAAAAUUAUAUGUGAUAAAA